Molecule: messenger RNA, 549 nt
Organism: Archocentrus centrarchus (flier cichlid)
Lineage: Eukaryota; Metazoa; Chordata; Actinopteri; Cichliformes; Cichlidae
Product: transmembrane 9 superfamily member 2-like
Exons: 6
Coding region: 1-549 (182 amino acids)
Biological process (GO): protein localization to membrane
Cellular component (GO): membrane
Source: RefSeq, a predicted model, not a curated record
AUGCCGUCUAACUUUAAUGAAAGGGAUUCUUUUUACAUCUUUAACCACGUGGACAUCACCAUCUAUUACCAUAUUGUGGAGCAUGAGCAACUCGGGGCACGAUUGGUUGCUGCCAAGAUUGAACCCAAAAGCUAUGAACACCCUAACGAUCAAAGCCCUGAUUGCUCUGGGGGCCCAAAGUUCCUGAAAAACAAACACACAGGGAUGUUCAAGAUCACGUACACCUACUCUGUUAACUUUGUGGAAGACAAGACUAUUCGCUGGGCAUCUCGAUGGGACUACAUCCUGGAGUCAAUGCCUCACACUAACAUCCAGUGGUUCAGCAUAAUGAACUCCUUGGUUAUUGUGUUGUUCCUGUCUGGAAUGGUGGCCAUGAUCAUGUUGAGGACUCUCCAUAAAGAUAUCGCCAGAUAUAAUCAGAUGGACUCUGUGGAAGAUGCUCAGGAGGAGUUUGGGUGGAAGCUAGUCAUGGAGAUGUUUUUCGACCUCCCAGGAAGGGGAUGCUGCUAUCAGUUUUCCUCGGCUCUGGAACCCAGAUCUUCAUUAUGA